ACGGGACAGCACGCACAAGUGCUCGUCAACGGUGGAUACGUAUCUCCAGUACGUCGACAGCAACCAUUUCUACAUGAAUGGCAAUCUGGUGGAUACGAUGACAGCAUCUGCGCUGCUGUUUAUUUUCCAAAACGCUCGAGUAUUGGAUCACGCACCAGGCAUGGACAUCAUGAUGACACAAAGACGACUUGUUGAUACCUCACAACGACGGGUAAAGGUUUUUUUGACAAAUACCAAGGUAGGCAACGUGUGUACGUGGACGGGGUGUGGCGUGCUGUUGCUCUUGACAGUCUUGGUCCUCGUGUUGCCCAACGAGCGGGCUCGACUUUCACCACCGCGUGGAGGCAAUGCACGUGCUGAGAGAUUCGUGGCCAGUGCAGACGGAACAGAUUUACCCCAAUCUAAUCUAUAAGAAGCGCUUCCUGAUCGGCAAGACUGGUGAGGAGAUCAAAUUCGGCGAGUUUGCCGUCGAGUCGGUCGGACUGCACCACAAGAUGGAAGAAGACGAGCAGAUCUACAUUUGAGUUGCUAAUUGUUUUCCACGAAGUAAAAUAGGAGAAAUUGUUAAUGCGUAA
Messenger RNA from Phytophthora infestans T30-4, 575 nucleotides. RefSeq lists its product as uncharacterized. The record is from RefSeq and is a predicted model, not a curated record. The transcript has a single exon. NCBI's taxonomy places the organism in Eukaryota, Oomycota, Peronosporomycetes, Peronosporales, Peronosporaceae. Bases 348 to 524 code for a protein of 58 amino acids.